Messenger RNA from Cynara cardunculus var. scolymus (artichoke), 2341 nucleotides. Its product is annotated as QWRF motif-containing protein 2-like. The record is from RefSeq and is a predicted model, not a curated record. Lineage: Eukaryota; Viridiplantae; Streptophyta; Magnoliopsida; Asterales; Asteraceae. Gene Ontology annotation, biological process: spindle assembly; centrosome cycle. Bases 257 to 2128 code for a protein of 623 amino acids. The transcript is spliced from 6 exons. Gene Ontology annotation, cellular component: cytoplasm; nuclear microtubule; centrosome. Gene Ontology annotation, molecular function: microtubule binding.
GGCCGCUACUAUUGAGUGGAUUUGUGGUUAAUUUACGAAUAUUUUUGAAGAAAUGUGGGAAAUAUCGGGAACCCAUUUGUGGGGUUUGAAUUACAAUGGUAUUUCUUGAUCUUUCUAAUUGCAGGACUUUUGGUGUUUGGAGGAAAAAAAAUGGGAUUUUCUUGAUCUUUUCGUGGGUUAAAUCGACAAUGUGAGGUGAGUUGUUGAAAAUUUCAUCUGGGUUGCAUUUUCUUGUGGUGUAUAUGUGUUUUCUUUGAUGAUGGUGGCUGCCGUUUCUGAAACAACAACCAGAAACCAAACCACGAGACUGCCUUCCGAGAAGGAUAAUGGCAUCAUUACCUCCAAUAAGUCAAUUAGACCCAAAUCAAGACAAGUUUCUUCAAGAUACCUAUCUCCUUCACCUUCAACUUCUUCCAAUUCCAAUUCAAAUUCAAAUUCAUCAUCUGUACCCACACUAACACCUUCUAGGAGGUCCCCUUCACCUCUUGUUUCAAGAAAUUUGACUACUCCUGCAGCAAAACGGUCUGUUUCUGCUGACCGGCGGCGACCCACCAGGUCGGAUCUUGCCUUGAAACCUAACAAUGUCGGAGAGGUGUCGGCGGCUACUAAACUUUUGGUUACAUCUACCAGAAGUUUAUCCGUGUCUUUUCAGGGUGAGGCUUUUUCUUUACCGAUUAGUAAGACCAAAGUAACCACACCAUCACCUAAUUUAACUAGUGUCAGAAAGGGUACCCCUGAAAGAAAGAGACCUCCCACCCCUUUGAGUGGCGGAGGAGAUCAUGUAGAGAAUACUAAACCCACGGAUCACCAUCGGUGGCCAGCCAGGAUCCGACAAGCAAAUGUUAGCCUAUCAUCAAAGAGUUUGAGUUUGGAUUGUGGGGUUGAGAAGAGCAACAAGGUUAAUUCUUCUGGGAAUGUGAUUAGGGCUUUACACCAAUCUAUGAACUUGGACACCAGAAGGGCAUCAAUCGAUGGUGGUAGAUCAAGUCUUGAUUUGGGUAAUUCUAUUGAUCUUUUAAACACCCAUCAAGAGAACCCAGAUAGGAAUUCUGUUAAAGAUUCAUACAUGGUGUCAUCUGAUCACACUGCUUCUGAUACAGAUAGUGUGUCUUCUGGUAGCACUUCAGGAGUCCAAGAAAACGGUGGGUUAAAUCGGUUGCGAAAUGGGCCUAGAGGGAUUACUGUGUCUGCAAAAUUUUGGCAAGAAACUAAUAGUAGGAUGAGGAGGUUGCAGGAUCCUGGUUCACCACUGUCUACUAGCCCUGGAUCGAAACUAAUCACCCCACCAAGAGUCUCUAAUGUGAAGAAAUUCUUGAGCGAUAGUCCGUUAUCAUCACCAAGAACAAUGGCUUCCCCGAAUAGAAUGAGACCAUCAUCACCAAGUAAGUUUAUGGCAUCGCCGUCACCAUCCAGGGGAAUGAUUAGUCCUCGGAGGAACUCUGUUUCUGGAAUUAGUAGUAAUUUUAGUGAAACACCAUCAGUACUUAGUUUUGCUGUUGAUGUUCGGAGAGGGAAGGUAGGCGAGAAUCGUAUUUUUGAUGCACACUUGUUGAGGCUUCUAUAUAACCGUCAAUUGCAGUGGCGGUUUGUAAAUGCUAGAACCGAAGAUAUUGUAUUGAAGCAGAAGCAUGGUGUUGAGGAAAACCUAUGGAACGCAUGGAUUACAAUCUCGGAUCUACGUGACUCCGUGACCAAAAAAAGACACAGGUUGCAAUUGCUGAGGCAGAAACUCAAGUUAGCAUCCAUUCUUAAGGCACAAAUAGAUUUUCUUGAAGAUUGGGCUUAUUUAGAUAAAGACCAUUCAGUAUCGUUGCUUGGAGCCAUUGAAGCUCUCAAGGCUAGCACUCUUCGUCUUCCAGUUGGUGCUGGAGCAUCUGCUGACCUUCAAAGCAUGAAAGAUGCCAUAAGUUCAGCGCUCGAUGUGAUGCAGGCAAUGGCUUCAUCAAGGCACUCACUUUGUUUGCAGGUCGAAGAAGUGAAUUUGAUGGUGACCGAGCUUGCAAAAGUGUCUGCUAAAGAGAGAGCUUUGCUUAGGAUUUGCAAAGAUUUCUUGUCCAUUUUAUCAGCCCUCAAGGUGAAGGAUUCUAGCUUGAGAACACAUAUGUUACAAACGAGCCGUGUGAGCUGAUGUUACUUUGACAACCCCCUACCCUGUUGAAAAAUCUUGCUAACUUUACACCAAACAUAUCGACCGCAUUAAGGAUGUUUCUGGAGGUAAUGACUGUGGACUAAGUAGCUGAUUUUUAUCGCAUUCCCCUUGUGUGGCUUUCGGGUUUUUCUUCUUUUGGCAGCCGAGGGGUCGUGUUUGUAACCGAUGUAAAUGUAUAUAUAUAUAUAUAUA